CGUUGCUCGAUUGCUGGCAGAAAUAUGGCGGAGACUACAUCCUCAGAACGAAAUACCAGAGGCAAUUUCGAUGAAUUUCUGAAAAAGAUACAAGAAAACAACAACGAAGAGAUAGAUGACUUCUUGUUAAGUGGGAAUGAAACGGCGAUAACUGAGGCGGAACAGAGAGGGGACGAUACACAACAAAAUCUAUUGACGGAACUCGAACUAGCUCUCCGAAAGAGUGACGUCGUUGCAGUCUGGCGACUUAUAGCUGAUGCAGAGGAGAGCGAGAUCAAGAAACUUGCUGCCUUACGGGUUGCGGAAAAGGUGAAAAGGAAAGAAGGAGAGGGACUUUGUACGAUCCUAAGGGACUCACUGAGCUGGAUUCUCACGUUUCAAAGCGACGAUGAGGGCCAAGAGACGGAAGCGGGCGAAAAUGUUCACGAGAAAGCUUGGAUCAACAUUCUGACCAACCCGUUGUACAUGUGUCUCGAAUGGCUCCACAAAACAUCAUCGGCUGAGAAUGAAACAGAGACUGUGGAUAUCAUUAAAGCUGCCCUCGAAAAUGCUUGCCUUUUGGAAAAAAUUGCUGCAAACGAAAUUGACUACGACCGGGAUGAGUACAGGCAGAGGGCAAUGGAAUGCGAGAAAUUUGCCAUUGACAUCGUAGAGCAAAUACGCGCGUCUGAUUCAGGAAAGCUUUACAAGAUUAUGGAUAUUAAGGGAGAUGGCCCCUUACUGAACGGAAAUCACGAAAAUUUCGCUGAGAGUCUGAGUCUUCUCAAGAUGGCCGCUGAUACACAGCGCAAAAUGUUCGUAACAAGCCCCAAAUGCCAGUUCAUUCUUGAUGAGAUCGUUUACCGUGAGUGGCCCAUGUGGCAGGAUAAAGGGCUGGCCGUGAAGACCCUGAGGUUUCUCUUUCACUAUAUUUUCAUCAUAUCUUUGGGUGUUAUCAUCUACCUUCCCUUGCGGCUUAUACUGAAAGGCUGUCUCUGCUGUAAAUCAAAUGACCAAGAGAGAUGCUGGAAACUUAGAAGGCUUUUCGAGCUUCCAUACUCCAAGUUCAUCAAUCAAACUAUGUCCUACUUAAUAUUUCUUUGUAUGGUCUUCGCCUCAACUUUUCAGAGUAAGUUUCAGACUACUGAGAAAGGCAUGUCGAAUAUAGAGUUGGCUGCUGUCGCUUUUGUUGUGGGCCUUUUGGUUCAGGAGGCAAUGGAGGCCUACAGGCAAGGUGCCUCAAUUUACUUUUCAAAAUGGUGGAAUGUCGUAGACACAUUGAUCGUUUUAACAUUCCCGCUGGCCUACAUAGUUUGGUUUACUGCGCGGAUAUAUUUCAAACAGUGGAAACCAAGAGAGACUGCGUUUAUCGCGGCUGAUGCCAUUUAUUCCACAGCAUCUGUAUUGGCCUAUUUCCACUUAGCACACAUCUUCCAAGUUAAUUCAGUGUUGGGUCCAUUACAGCUGUCACUUUACAGAAUGCUUAAGGACGUCCUCAAGUUUCUUGCCAUUUUUUUCCUACUUUACAUUGCAUUUGCUACAGGCGUAAUCAAUACAUAUUCGUAUUAUGUGGUUUCUCAAAAACAACUUAAAGAUGAUAAGUACCCAGCAGUUCCCCGAUAUGGCAACUACACUGAGGCUUUCAUUGGAAUGUUUUGGUUGUUACUUGGUUCGGUUGAAGAUGACGAACUUAAUGUUGAAGAUCCAGCGUUUCAUCUGACGUCCAUUUUCGGGCGUAUUUUUAUAAUAGGCCACGCGAUUUGCACAGUCAUAGUAGCUUUAAACAUGCUGAUCGCGAUGAUGAACAACUCUUUUAACAGAGUUAUGGAAAAUGCAAUCGUAGAGUGGAAGUUCUCAAGAACUCAGAUGUGGCUGGAAUGGAUCGACAAGGGCAAUACCAUACCUGUUCCAUUCAAUACAGUCUACUAUAUUCUCUACAUUUUCUUACCAAACUUCUGGAAAACCUGCUACAAUAAUCGGCGCGAAAACGUGAGGGGAGGAGACGGAAAUAAAAGAAAGACACGCAUGAAGGUAAUGAACAGAUUAGUUGUGGAGUAUCUUAUUGAUCGCUACGAAGAUAAAUGGAAGGAGCCCACGGUAAAAACAGGAGCAACGCGCCCUGUCAAUACUGAAGUCUCUGGAUUUAGAUAUACACUAGCAUUCAUUUGGUGCCCGGAUAUUUGUCCGCGGACAUCAUCUGAUUUGAGUAGCGAGCAGUUCAGGAGAGCGAUACUAGAGAAAACAUGUGAGCUUCGAGGAACAGAUAACGUCAAUUUUAAAGAAAGACUUCCAUCGCAUUGGAACAUUUUCGGUCACGUCAUGCACGUAUUAAAACCGAUCGCGUGUGAGCGAACAACACUUAUUUUCACAACUCUAAUUUUCACCGCGGCAAUCAACGAACAACCAGAAGGCGGCUCAAAUGUUUACGAAGAUUUUCUUGAUGCAAUUUCGAGUGGUACAAAGGACGAUGUGGAGCGAUUUUUACGGCAAGCGAAUUCAGACGAGCGCAGGGAUAGUCGAGACGAAGAUCCAACAUGUGUGUCUCACAAGCGACAACUUACGAAAGCCCUCGAAGACGAAGAUGCUGUCACAGUUUGGAAAUUAAUAGCAAGAGCUAAAGAGUCGGAGCUCAAGACGAUAGAAAACCUAAACAAGACAUGCGAAACUGUCGCAGAAAAUGAGUGCCUGAAAGAGAAAGGACUGAUCAAGUAUCUUUGGGGAAAGCUACGCGGCCAAAUCAGAUCUGCUAGAGGACGUGAUACUUCCGCUUGUAUAUUCCCAGAAAGCAGGCCACCACAAACUGAAUUUCAACCCGAAGAAGAACAACAGUGGAUACGAAUACUUUCUGAUCCACUCUACAUUGGUUUGGAAUGGCUAUGGAGAAAUAAUUCACAGCUGACAUCCACCGCUAUCCAAUACCCGAAGCGGAGAGAAAGUAAGCUUGAAGACAUCAUCGAGGCUGCUUUGGAUGAUGCAUACCUGCUGGAAAAAAUUGCUCGGUACGAGCAUCAUUACAGUCGGGACGAGUACUACAAGCGAGCAUUGGAGUGUGAGAAAUUUGCGGCUGAUGUUGUUGAAGGAUGUAACUUCAGCCAACUUCAGGAGAUAAUGGAUACCGAUGGUAAGGGCUGUUUAAUGGCGAAGAAACCUAAGAAUUUUAAUCAGAGCCUGAUUCUUCUCAAGUUUGCUGCCGACAAAAACAGAAAGAUGUUUGUAGCAAGCCCAAAAUGUCAGUGGAUUCUUAACGAGAUUAUAUACUAUGAAUGGCCUGGUUGGCGGGAUAAAAGCAGACUGACCAAACUGGCUUGGUUCUUCUUCCAACUACUGCUUGUAGCAGUAUCGAGCGUCUUCUACAUACCGAUACGGUUGGUUCGUAAAUUUUAUCGUUGCUGUAACAAUGAGAAGAUUUGGGAAUUCAGAGAGCUUUAUGAGCAUCCCUAUUCCAAGUUUAUUAACCACACGAUGUGGUAUCUGGUGUUUCUCUCAAUGAUAUUCUUGACCUCCUUUGACGACAAGUUUGAAACUUCAGCGACUGGGCUGAUAUGGUGUGACUAUGUGGUGCUUUCGUUUGUUCUUGGCUUACUUCUACAGGAAUUUCUCGAAGCUCGCAGACAAGGAAUUUACAUUUAUAUAUCAAAGUGGUGGAAUGUCGUAGACACGCUGAUCAUCUUGACUUUUCUGGCGUCCUUCGCUGUGUGGUUGCUCUCCUGUCUGUACUUUAGAAAAUGGAAACCUGAGGAAGCAGCGUUUGUUCUAGCCGAUGUGUUGUACGCAAGUGCAUCCGUUAUGGCAUAUUUUCACCUGACGCAUAUAUUUCAGGUUGAUUCGAUACUUGGCCCUCUACAGCUGUCACUUUACAAAAUGCUCAAAGAUGUGCAAAGAUUCCUCUUUAUCUUCCUUGUGCUGUAUUUCUCGUUUGCUAAUGGCGUCGUAAAAGUCUACUCUUACUAUGAAACCUCGAAAACUGAACUGCAGAGAAAAUGGAACCACACUGAGAAUGAGGAAUCCCAUCCGUACGCGGGUCACAAGAGCGCGUUUAUAGCGUUAUUCUGGUUGCUGCUUGGCCUCGUAGAAGAAGACAAAAUUGAGGUAAAAGACCCAGUGUUUGCUCUCACCGCCACAUUUGGUCGUCUUUUCCUGAUGGCUUACGUGAUUUGCACUGUAAUAGUGGCUUUGAACAUGCUGAUCGCCAUGAUGAAUAAUUCGUUCGAGAGAAUCAUGAAAAACUCCGAAAUUGAGUGGAAAUACUCAAGAUCCCGGAUGUGGCUGGAAUGGAUUGACAAAGGCAACACGAUGCCGGCACCCAUCAACAUGGUUUAUUACACCUUGUAUGGGAGUAUUCUAUUUGCUAACAAAGUUUUUGGGAAAUUCAGAGAAAAAUGCUGUUGUUGUCGUGGUAAUGGGGAACCAGACGAAGUGCAGGCGCAAAGAGAGAGACGAAAAGAAACGAUGAAGGAAUUGGUGAUGAAAUAUCUAAGGGGCCGCUACUUUGAAAAAUGCGAGGAAGACAACUUAAGUGGAGAUGAGACAACGGAUGACAAAAGGGGGAAAGCAGGAAAAAAAGAGAGUUCCCUGUUCAUUGAGGAAAACAUUAAGUUACUUAGACGAUUGGUUGAUCGUCAGGCGAAGGAGCUUGCCAAACUUAAUAAAAUGAUGGACACAUUAGUGAAGUGAUAAUGGCACUGACUGUUGCUCUACUGACCAUUUUGUCACAGCUUUCCAAUUGUUUCUUCUCAUAUAUUGUCAACCAGAAUCUAUGGAGCAAGGAUUAAAGGCCUUCACUCUUUCACGUUUAUCUUAA
Pocillopora verrucosa is the source of this 4780-nucleotide messenger RNA. RefSeq names its product short transient receptor potential channel 4. Gene Ontology annotation, cellular component: plasma membrane; cation channel complex. Gene Ontology annotation, molecular function: inositol 1,4,5 trisphosphate binding; store-operated calcium channel activity. Gene Ontology annotation, biological process: regulation of cytosolic calcium ion concentration; calcium ion transmembrane transport. NCBI's taxonomy places the organism in Eukaryota, Metazoa, Cnidaria, Anthozoa, Scleractinia, Pocilloporidae. The record is from RefSeq and is a predicted model, not a curated record.